Messenger RNA from Pyricularia oryzae 70-15, 3811 nucleotides. RefSeq lists its product as uncharacterized. NCBI's taxonomy places the organism in Eukaryota, Fungi, Ascomycota, Sordariomycetes, Magnaporthales, Pyriculariaceae. Bases 264 to 1247 code for a protein of 327 amino acids. Gene Ontology annotation, molecular function: oxygen binding; heme binding. The transcript has 2 exons. The record is from RefSeq and is a predicted model, not a curated record.
CAGCCACAAGAUUUCGAGAUGUUGGGGUUGACAUUCAAUUGAGUUCGUACUGUUCAAAAGGACCAGUCAUUAUAAAAUGGCAGCGCAUUCAGCUGCUGCAAGGCCUGUUGGCUAUAGCUAGCAUGUUUGAUCAACAGAGUGCAGACGCAGUAAUAUCACCGUCACCACCACAAUCAACAAGAAAAACAACAGCAGCCACAAAGGGACGGCCUCAAUAACCAGAAAGAAGAAGGGAGGAAUACACGAGUCUUCCUCAUACAAACAUGGGCUUCACCAUGGCCAGCGACCGCCUGCGUAUGCAUGUGGAGCGGCGCGACCUCUACACCAACCUCGAGGCGCGCAUCCACUACCUCCACAGCUUCCUCGACUUUAGCAGCCGCGACAUUGAGGCCCUGGUGUCGGGCGCAAAGUACGUCCGCGCCCUGAUACCCGCGGUCGUCAACAUCGUUUACAAAAAAUUAUUGCGGUACGACAUAACGGCCCGCGCCUUCACUACGAGAAGUACCAGCUUCGAGGGGCCGAUGGACGAGUGCCCGGAUGAGGACAGCCCGCAGAUCCAGCACCGAAAGGUGUUUUUGCGCGCGUACCUGUCGAAACUGUGUUCGGAUCCGUCGCAAAUGGAGUUUUGGGAGUACCUGGACAAGGUUGGCAUGAUGCACGUCGGCCUAGGAAGAGCCCACCCUCUUCACGUCGAGUACGUGCACCUAGGCGUCUGCCUCGCCUUCAUUCAGGACAUCAUGAGCGAGGCCAUCCUCUCGCACCCGCGCAUGGCCAUGCAAAACAAGAUCGCGCUCGUCAAGGCCCUGGGCAAGGUCAUAUGGAUCCAGAACGACCUGAUGGCAAAGUGGCAGGUCCGUGACGGUGCCGAGUUCCACACGGACGAUGGCUCGGAGGAGGAAAUAGUCAUUGAGAAGGAGGGCUACCUGCACGGCAAAAAGAUCCUGGACGAAGACGAUGACGUCCCCGAGGCGGUCAGCCCUGCAUCUUCGACAUCAUCUCAGCACACCCUGACGCCGCCGAGGAGUCUCUUGUCGCCAUUGUCGCCCACGACUUGCAUGCCGAGGAGGUCGACGGGAAGCGAAGGGGCGGGGGUUUGUCCUUUUAGUGGCAGGCAGGCCAACGACCCGAGUACGCCGGAGAGGCGAAAACCUGACAUAAAGAUUGAGGUCAGCGAGCCUGUUACCUUUGCUGGGUCGAUGCAGAGUCUAAGCGGUGUUGCAUUGUCGGGAAGGACGGAAUCUAUUUGAGCUAUAAUGAUUUCGGAAACGGCAUAAAUCGAAGCAAUCUCGCCAGCUUUUAAGAUUCGACGGGGUUUGAACCUUUAAAUUUUGAGGCGAUAUGUUCAUAUCACAGCAAACAUGUCAAAGGAGUGUCUACUGGUUACGCUGUUUUUCAUUCGUGAUCCAAGUAUGCCAUACGAACUACGUUGUAUACGGUGAGACCCCUUGCCCCGAUUCAAAGCCUUCAAGCUCUCGUGCUUAGUAUUGGGUAUAUAAAGAUAUUCGAACCGAAAGAAACAAAAUGCACUUCUUCCAACAAACCCCAGCAUCCCUCACACAUCAAGCAUCACGUCAUCCGUGGCAGGCCAACCCUGCAUAGCAUCAUCGCUAUCACCACACAAGCCCUCGACGGAAGCAUUGUCAUGCUCAUCCACAACGCCCAGCCGCGCACGACGCAACACCUCUUCCGCGUCCUCAACCUUGCAGUCGUCGUCCACCGCGCCAUGUCUGAUGACGGCCAGCACCUUGACCCUGAUCGCCGGCGUCGGCCCGGCCGGAGCCAUCCUCUCCCAGUACUCUGGUUCGUAAACCGCGCGGCGAUUCCAGAAGUCCGUAACCAUUUGGUAGGGCGGUACGUCAGGUACCAGGUCUCCGGUGACCAUAUCGGUGGUCGGGUUCAAGACCCGGUUGACGCCGUCGCGGUGUUCUAUGUUGUAGGCGCGCUGCCACCCACCCUCGUCGCGGAGCCGCGUGUGGCACCACGCCUGCCAGUGCGUCACCAUCUUGGACUCGAGCUUCUCCGCCAGCUUGACAAAGUCCAAGCAGUUGUCCCACACCCCUUCGUCUAGCAGACUCGGCCGGGGCACCUCGUAAAAGUCGAAGCCGCGCGCCUGGAACCGCCAGUCCGCGGCGCGAGGACUCGCGUUGGGCUUUAGUGUCAAGUUGUAAUUGACCAGCCACACGGUCUCGAGGCGCGGGAAGUGCACGACGGACCAGAACAGCGGGUUCCACAACGGAUCCUCGCCGAACUGCGUGCUGUUCGGGUCCUCAUAGGCCGUCUGUUCUCCCCCGGCCAGGUUGAGCUCGUAGCCGAUCUGCCUCUGGUUCUCAAACUGCUUGUACACGCUGCUGACCAGGUAGUGGUCGAGCCGCGGGACGAAACCGCCUACGAACCUCGGGUCCGGCAGCGGCUCCAGGUUCGGCCGCUUGUUCUGGAUUAUGACGAGGUCCUCAGCCGUGUCGAUGACCAUGUAGCUGAAUCCUUCCUUCGCCUUGGGGUCGUCGGCCCGCGCGGAAGGUUUCAGGCCGUCGACGAGGGCUCUCGGGAUCUUGGAGUACCACGCGGAGUGGUCGAUCUGCAUGGGCCUCGGCAGCUGCGAGAAGAUGUAUGGCCGAUUGGUGCCCGACGCGGUCCGGAUGAUGCGCCUCAGCACGUGCGCGUAGCCCGGUAUGCGCGUCCGGAAGAGGUUUCGGCGCCGGCGGGACAUGGACGGGUUGUGCCGACCAAAGUAGCCCGUGGAAUCGCCCCACGGGCUGAACUGCGGCACGUUGUCCCGGUAGACUCGAUUGUCACCGGGUUGGCGUCUCACGUAUGGCUGCUCCAUCUUGCGGAGGCGCAUGAAGCUGGUCAGGUGCUCCGGAAGCCAUGUUUUGCGGUCCUGGACGAACAGGUUUUGUAUCCGAUUCUUCCCUUGCGGGGCUGUGCAGUAGGUGUAGUCCAGGACGAACCAGUGGGCGGCAUUUCCGGUCUCGCGGUGGAGCUGGUAUUCGCCCAAGAACCCCAACACCAUAUGUUGCACCUCUUUGGGCAGGCGCCACCAGGGGCCAAUUUCAUCUUUGCUCCGGGCAAAGAAGGUUGUGCUGAUAUCCUGGGGUGGAGGCCCAAGGUUAGCUGUAUGAUGUGGCAAAGAGCUCAUGAUCUCGUUCGGAACGGAUAUAUCGGUGAAUAGAUUUUUUGCACAUGUGGACUUUUCGUGUCCAUUGAUGUUCUCGAUGGCUCGAUCUCAGGAGAGCGAAAUCAAUGUUCAAGAAGGUCCGGCAAAGUAGAUGGACUUAUUAUUAUAUCGAAAUCCAAUAAUCUUCGGCUUUGUGAUGUUGACGAACACGGUAGGACCGCAUUUGCAUGUCUUCAAUGCCAUGGUUGUCUUGCUGGCUCAAGUUAGUACCAGGCUAGGAGAAACGAACAAAGCAAAGUCACCCGUAAUAUUCAGCAUCAGUAUCAAUCGAUGAAUCCGGAAAUAGUGUGUAACAUCAAGAUCGUUGGACAAAGCGACACAGUUCACAGUAUGGGUAUUCCAGAGUCUAGGCUUUUUGCUCCCGUGGAGGCGAAAGACUGCAUCAAUUCCAAUCUCAAUCAAUACAUUAGACAGCGGCCUGGUGAACAGUACAGGAUAAAAGAGAGCAAAACUUGACCAUCUGCGUUCUAUUCUGGACCUGGGCAUUGCUCGGAAUGUACCAAACUGCAUUCCCGGAAUUUCUUUGUGCAGUAAUCCAAAAAGGGGAAAACCUUGGCAGUACUGGACACAAAGAAUUCUAGUCGACAAUGAAAUCAGGCAUGCAAACGGUGCCGGGUAUCUUUCGCCCAAACAAAG